This is a messenger RNA of Diutina rugosa, 1251 nucleotides long. RefSeq names its product proteasome regulatory particle base subunit (gene RPT4). The coding region runs from base 1 to 1251 and encodes 416 amino acids. The transcript has a single exon. Gene Ontology annotation, biological process: positive regulation of RNA polymerase II transcription preinitiation complex assembly. NCBI's taxonomy places the organism in Eukaryota, Fungi, Ascomycota, Pichiomycetes, Serinales, Debaryomycetaceae. The record is from RefSeq and is a predicted model, not a curated record. Gene Ontology annotation, cellular component: cytosolic proteasome complex; proteasome regulatory particle, base subcomplex. Gene Ontology annotation, molecular function: proteasome-activating activity; ATP hydrolysis activity; ATP binding.
AUGAGCGGUGUCGACGAAAAUGAUCCUCUUUUGCAAGCGCUUAAUGAGGAUAAUGCCCAAAAUGACGAGACAUUGACACUGUCGGACCCCGAACGGGAACGGGCGCUUUCCAAGUUCAAAGAUCGCUUAAUCGAACAUCGCCGAUGGGAUGCUAGAUUGAAAGAAUUAAGGCUCAAGAUUAGAGAUCUUGAGAAGGGAUAUGAAAAGACUGAAGAUGAUAUCAAGGCUUUACAAAGUGUCGGGCAGAUUAUUGGUGAAGUUUUGAAAGAACUUGAUGAGGAAAGAUUCAUUGUCAAAGCACUGUCUGGUCCGCGAUACAUAGUUGGUUGCCGCAAUACUAUUAAACGAGAGUUACUCAAAAACGGUGUGAGGGUGUCAUUGGACAUGACAACUCUCACAAUCAUGCGUAUUUUACCAAGAGAGGUUGAUCCAUUGGUGUACAACAUGACCACUUUUGAACCCGGUGAAAUCUCGUUUAAUGGUAUUGGAGGGUUGACGGAACAGAUCCGCGAAUUGCGAGAAGUCAUCGAAUUACCAUUAAAGAACCCUGAAUUGUUCACUAGAGUUGGUAUCAAGCCUCCUAAAGGUGUUUUACUUUACGGUCCUCCUGGUACAGGUAAGACUCUUCUUGCUAAGGCUGUUGCUGCCACCAUUGGUGCGAACUUCAUUUUCUCCCCCGCCUCGGCCAUUGUCGAUAAGUACAUUGGUGAAUCGGCUCGAUUGAUUAGAGAAAUGUUCUCAUACGCAAGAGAGCAUGAGCCUUGCAUAAUCUUCAUGGACGAAGUUGACGCUAUCGGCGGUCGGCGAUUUUCCGAAGGUACAUCCGCCGAUCGAGAGAUUCAAAGAACUCUCAUGGAACUUUUGAACCAGAUGGAUGGUUUUGAUACACUUGGCCAAACAAAGGUUAUUAUGGCAACAAAUAGACCGGAUACCUUGGAUCCGGCUUUGUUGCGCGCGGGGCGUUUGGAUAGGAAGAUUGAAAUCGGUUUACCGAAUGAAGCGGGUCGACUUGAGAUUUUUAAAAUUCACACUGCCAAAGUUGCCAAGCAAGGCGAGUUUGAUUUCGAAUCGGCAGUGAAGAUGUCGGACGGAUUCAAUGGUGCUGACAUUCGUAAUGUUGUUACCGAAGCUGGGUUUUUCGCCAUCAGAGAUGAGCGAGACUACAUCAUCCAAAAUGAUUUGAUUAAAGCAGUUAGAAAGGUUGCCGAUGUCAAAAAAUUGGAAGGUAAGCUCGAUUAUGAGAAGCUUUAG